AUGUGGACUCCCGAGUCUAGACUCCGCGACGACGACCCGCGUGAGAUCCAGCGUCAACGAGAAGCUUAUGCCCGAGAACUUGAUCACCAAAUUGCGCUGCGUCGAGCGCGUCAGCACCAAGAACAGCUGGAGCGUGAAGAGCUCGAGCGUAAGCUGGCGCCAAGCGACCGCUCACCUUCUAAGUGGCUGGUCGAAGGUGGACAAUUGGACCUUCCUACGAUUUCCCGUACACCUUGGAAGUUUACACAGAGUACGAAAUAUCACGAAAAUCAACAACAGGAUCGUGGUGCCGCUACAGGUGAGGCGAACAGUUUGUCGUCCUCCCAUCCACGCUUUCGCGUGAUAGACGAGAGCGAAACGAGUCAAAGGGUACGAGAGCGCGCACAGCAGAUGCGAUGGAAACAAAUUUUAGAUGAUCAAGUACAGGAGAAAGAACGAUUCAAGAAGCAAGAGGAGGCUGAGCGCCGGCGCAGUGAAGAGGAGGCAGCUAAAGAGGAGGUUCGCUAUCUGCGACAGCAGCAGUUACAAGCGCAGCGACGGCUCGGAAAGUUCUCGCCGGCUUUUGGUACUGCAUCUAUUGAGGAUUUAACAGAAGAAAACGCCAUUCAUCAUGCCUUCAGGCCAGAGACGUCAUUGAAUGGACCAGAAAUUAACAUCCAACCGUCAAAAAACAACAAUCCCCCAUAUAACAAUGAUUCAAAAGAGGAAGCUGACUCACCUGAUCUCUAUUUAAGAAAUGGACAAUUUGACAAGCCCAAUUUAUUGGACCCACGGCAACCUCCACCUGCACCGUCGCGGUUUCAAAUGCCCAACGAUGAUGCUUUGAGUAGUUCGAGGAAUGAAAAGCGAAAUUCAUUUGGCCAAGGCUGGCCAAAUAACCUUGCUGUGAGGCAAGCAUAUCCUUCUGCUGCUGAGACACAGGCCUCUUAUCAACAUUUGGAUCAACAGAGCCACAUGAUCGAAGAAUACCGAUCACUGCUGGCAGAGAUUCGCCGUGAACGCGAAGAAUUACGUCGUGAACGAGAUGAAGUGCGUCAUGAAAAAGAAGAUUUGCGAGUACAGAGAGCGUUGCUGCAAUUGGAAAACGAAAAAAUGGCCAGCCUUGUGGACGCACAGCGGGCUUUAUACGAGCAGCAACAGGAUGACCUACAGAUCCAUCAGGCACAGCAAUUAGCUCAACAAGAAGCUCAACGAACCGCCAAACAGCAUGCUAGUUAUCAAUACACAUCACUUCAGUAUCAAGAUUCAUCUGUCCAGCCGGCCGGACUCCAAAGGAACAACGCAUCUGGUGAAAGCGAGAUUGCAACUGACCGAGACAGGUUUUCUAAUAAUGUAGCGUAUGCGCAACUGAAUCAAAUUUGUCAAUCCUUGGGCACGCUCAAUAUUGAUGACGAUCAGCCAUCAAUUCCAGGAAGACGGAGGAAGCCGUUAGCUCCGAUGUCCAUGGCGGAGUUUUCAGCACUCACACCUCAAAAAUGGAUUGAUAAUAAUCUAAUCGACACACCGCAAUUCCAGCGAUUGUCGCAAUACCAGCCGAAUCCAGCUGUACUAGCUGACGACGAAAGUCUGCUGAAUCAGUCAUUAGUUGGCGAUAGCGUUUUUGUGCCUCUGAGCCCCCAGUUAAAGGAGCAAGGCAAUAAAGGGCCAUUGCCUCGCACCACUAGCUCUCCAACUUCGGCAGAUCGACAGCGUACUAAUCAACGUGCGCAUCCUCUUCGAAGCAGCCGAGUUAUAAAAAGCCGAGGUUUCUAUGACUUUGAACAGUUUCCUGUGGCCACCGGCAAGAAGAAAGUUCAAGUGUUUGAGUGUCCUACGGAGACUUGGAAGGAGUGCAAACCUUUCACUGCACGGAAAAAAGGCAACGAAAAUGAACCAGAGAUGACAAUGCGUGAGGAGAUACGCAAGGAAUUUGACGAAACGUUUGCCUCAGUAUUAGAUUUUGCUUCGUCGAGCUUGAAAGGAAAAGACAAGAAGAAGCACGAGGCCAAAAAAAUUGAGGCUCUUGGUGGAAAGGCCGCUAAGAAUCGAAGUGUGCCGUAUAAAAUUCUUGUCGGGUUGAGAACUAAAGGUUUUGCCAGUAAACAACGUCGCGAGAAAUUGCUGAAGGAGUCAGAUGUGGUAACGGGCAAGCGAAAAUCGAGCGUAAGAUCAAUAGACCAGCAGAAGCGAAAGAAAGUUGACUAUGGCGUACAGGCCACCAAAGGACGAUUCAAGGGCGGCGUAUUAGACAAGUGUAAGCUACUGAGUAUACCAAAAGAAGAACAUUUUAAUAAACAUCAUUUCCGCAUCCACGACAUUAAAGGUGACAUGACUGUGACACAACCGCAUCUCAAAUUGGUCAGCUGUGUGUUUGUGGGCAAGACGUUACAACGAAUUUUUAUUCUAGCUGGCAGACUUAAAAUACUUUGCGAUUUAUCGCUGCUUUAUGCAGACCAACGAGCCAUUGUAUGUCACGCUGCUGAAGCUGACCCCACUGAAUCACUAUCCAAAAGCUAUGAGAGAAAAGUUAAUCAUUCGUUCUUCUGCUAUGGAUCGAAAUAA
Plasmopara halstedii is the source of this 2541-nucleotide messenger RNA. Its product is annotated as Protein of unknown function DUF4602. The transcript has 7 exons. Lineage: Eukaryota; Oomycota; Peronosporomycetes; Peronosporales; Peronosporaceae. Gene Ontology annotation, cellular component: nucleolus. Gene Ontology annotation, biological process: maturation of SSU-rRNA from tricistronic rRNA transcript (SSU-rRNA, 5.8S rRNA, LSU-rRNA). The record is from RefSeq and is a predicted model, not a curated record. The coding region runs from base 1 to 2541 and encodes 846 amino acids.